AUGGCCGCCGGUGCGGAUGUCAAUGUUCGGGACGGGUCGAAUGGGUACUCCCCGCUAGAUUGUUCCGUCCGGAGUGAUGGCAUGGACCUCACGCGCCAGGUGUUGCAGCGCGGCGCGAUUGCAACGGAGUCAUCUUCAGAUGGAUGCACAGCGUUGCAUUGGGCGGGAUGGAACAUGAACGCAUCCGCCAUUGACCUCCUGGUAGGAGCCGGCGCCAACCUGGAGGCAAAGAUUGCAGCCGACGCCGAGGCCACUCCUCUCCAUCUCGCUGCGCGGCAGGCCGGGAAUGCAGCUGUGAUCGAGGCCCUUGCAAGGCACGGUGCCGAUGUUCAUGCUCAAGAAACUCCUUCGGGGAACACACCUUUGCAUGUCGCUGCUCAAAACUGCACCACCGAAUCUUCCUGGGAGACGGUGGACGCGCUGUUGAAGGCCGGGGCCGACGAGACUAGAUUGGAUUGUCAAGGCCAGACUCCCCUAGAUGUUCUCGAAGCCAGGAUUGCUGCUGGCGAUCUCAUGGGUGCGUCGGUGAACGAGGCCGAGCGUACCCGGAGCGUUCUCGUUAAUGCCCCGAAGGACAGGGCGCAGAGGGCUUGGAGUCGACGAUCUUUCUUCGUCAUGUGUCGCGCUCACCCCGACAGGGUGCGGCUGACUGUUGUCGACGAUACUACAACUAGCCCCCGUGCGAAGAAGACUAUGGCAGCAGCAGCUACAGCGGUUGGUAGCGGGCGGCGGGGGGCCAACCGGGACAGUGCGGAUAAUUUCCAACGCGCGAUGAGGAGCUUGAUACGGCUGAAGGAGGAUGGACUAUUCCGGAAGAUCGUGGCGUUCCUGUGAACGAUGAUAUCACAGGUGAGAGUGGCACCUUGACGUUUCACAAGCGUUCCCCGCCCCUACUCGAUUGUGGAGCGGUCACCUCUCUUCGGCGCCCUCGCCUUCUUACAGUAUGUGUUUGCUCUCGCACACAACCAACAUUGUAGUUUGAUAGCUACAUCCAAAGAUUCACGUCCAAGUUACCGAAAUACAGUUUAGUUUUAGGGCCGUUUUUUGCAGCAGCUCUUUCGCUUCCAAAUUUCCCUGCUUCCAAAGCCGUAGACCGUUGAACCUCGAUUUGCGGCCGAGGGAAAAGUUGGAAGUUUGGAAGAAUUGGAACUACUGAUGACACCGAACAAUUUGGAACGAGUUCAUUUGGAAAUCUGGGAAGUCAGAAGUUGGAAAUUUGGUAAUUUGACGUUAUUGAUAAAGCGGCCCUUACAUGGCCUGCAACCACCUGAUCCUCGCGCAACAUGAGUUGUUGCCUCGCUACACUUUAGGCAACAGGUUCAACAAGACAGCUUUGCGGCCAUCUUUUGUAUCGGGUUGCUUCUGUGUGGGUGGGGAGCGACAGAAGACGGAGUGUGGAUGUAUAUUCGUGUGGUUGUGCCUCUGUCUUGAUUUAGCCAACACCUUGGUGUGUUUUCGGCUGGAUGGCCUUGGGGUGAUCCGUUGUACAGUUACUUAGCUUGGUAAAGUUCGUCUUUUGUUCGCGGGGAUCUUCGAGUCAAAACCACAUGAGCUGUGUGAGCUGUUGAGAGUCCUCACAAAUCACAACCUGCAGCUGGCACCCGACUGUGGGCUGGUCCUGCUGCCUGCUUUGGCUCGUCUUUCCUCGCCCCUUGGCGGAUGACGCUGCUGUGCUCUCAUUGGCCCACUCCGGAGGGACCCCUUGUAUUUUCGUAGAGAUGCUGUUCGUCUCUCCUAUGCAGCAAGUACACCCGCGCACCCACGUCUUGCGUGCUUUCCUCUCUUGAGUUUUUGCUAUGGUCUCCUGGAGUUGUUUCGUAGGAACACCCGUCCACUGUCGCCGCACCUGUAUCUCAACACGCUUUACCAGAACUAGACUAGUAAACUUGUACUGCAGCUUCUCAUCAACCACGUUUCACGAUGCGCGAAAUGCAAGUUGUACGCCGAGUGCGGUAUGUGUUGACUUUGGCAUUGUCUAUUGCGACUCCGUUCGUACGAGGUGCUUGUUGUGCACCCUCCAUGUAGGAACGCGUUCUUCAAGCAGCGUCGCCGCUAGAUCAUUCUGUACCGGUUGCGCUUGGUGUGAUAAACCCUUAGCAUCGCUGCUGUUUCUUUUGGCGGGGCUCAUACGCGUGUGUGGGUGUUGUUGAAGCCAGCACGGUGAGAAUUUCGUUUCUCCUCUUCUCUGGCUGUGCCCUGACCACAAGCCCAGGUCAAGGGUGUAGACAUGUUGCCUUUUCUGUCCACGCGCCUCUCCGCUGCUCAUGUACCCGAUCAACAACCAGGGGCGUUAAUUGAUUCUCCUCAUUUGUGCUUGUGUGCAUGUGUUGACAUUCUGGUGCAGAGUGUCGGCCGAUCGGCUGGGAUACGUGUCACGUGGGCAAGAGCACGGACGCCUGCCGCCGCGAUGUCGGUCUUUCCAACGGCGGCA
Messenger RNA from Ectocarpus siliculosus, 2431 nucleotides. The record is from the annotation of a GenBank genome assembly. NCBI's taxonomy places the organism in Eukaryota, Phaeophyceae, Ectocarpales, Ectocarpaceae.